CAGGGUGGUUCUAAUAUACGGAUCGGAGUUCCGGUAGUACUACACUGGCACCAGAUAUUCACUCCAUGAUGUUGUCGGGGAAAACGAGACAAUUGUCAUUAGUGGCUUGUUCCAGACAGACCUUCUUAAACUUUGUCAGGCACAGACUGUUUGUUUAACACAAUGUAACACUUCAAGGUCACUCGUAACAGAAACGAGUAACAAUUCUGCCGAGGGAUACUCCGGCAGGAAAUAUGUCAGCAAGAUGUACCAGAAUCUUGGGAAUAUUUACCCAGAAAGCAGCAAGUUAGUCUGCAAGAGCCAUAAGCUUUUCCUCUUUGCCAGCAUCGUACAGCAGUGUUACUUUGGAGGCUACAACCUUCUGCCUUUAGGUCAAAGAGUACAAGACAAACUAGUGAAAAUCAUUGACCAAGAGCUGGAGAGGAUUGGAUGUCAAAAAAUGUCAAUGACAACACUGGCUCCAGCCAAACUUUGGAAGAAAACUGGUCGUUGGGAUAACAUUGGAAAUGAACUGUUUCGCUUGACAGAUCGCAAAAAGAUUGAAUUUUGUUUGGGACCAACACAUGAAGAAGUGAUCACCAACAUUCUAGCGACCGGUCCGAUGUUAUCAUACAAGCGCCUUCCCAUAAAAAUGUACCAA
Molecule: messenger RNA, 640 nt
Organism: Pecten maximus
Lineage: Eukaryota; Metazoa; Mollusca; Bivalvia; Pectinida; Pectinidae
Product: probable proline--tRNA ligase, mitochondrial
Biological process (GO): prolyl-tRNA aminoacylation
Cellular component (GO): cytoplasm; mitochondrion
Molecular function (GO): ATP binding; proline-tRNA ligase activity
Source: RefSeq, a predicted model, not a curated record